Colletotrichum fioriniae is the source of this 1170-nucleotide messenger RNA. The record is from RefSeq and is a predicted model, not a curated record. Lineage: Eukaryota; Fungi; Ascomycota; Sordariomycetes; Glomerellales; Glomerellaceae.
AUGGUGCUCUCCACAAUAGACGAGAUACCAAUCGAGUUCGAUAAGAAACAGUAUAACGAGCCGACGACCGUCGACGUCAAGUCCGAGUCUAUCCAGUAUGCGGACGAGCCCAUACAGUUGGAGUGGACGGAAGAGGAGGAACAGGUUAUCAAGCGUAAGCUCGACUGGCACACUGUCCCAUUGGUGACAACCUUAUAUCUUCUCUGCUUUUUGGAUCGAGCGAAUAUUGGAAAUGCCAGGAUCCAGGGCAUGGCCAAAGAUAUCAACCUUGAAGGAUACCGAUUCAACUGGGCGCUGUCGAUCUUCUACAUCAUCUACCUUCUCGUCGAAGUACCGAGCAACAUCAUCCUCAAACGCGUAGGCCCACGAUUCUACCUGCCAUUCCUAGUCGUUGGCUUCGGUCUAGUCUCGCUUUGCACGGCUUUCGUACGCUCUUAUGAGGGUCUUAUCGUUGCCCGCGCCUUCCUGGGUAUCUUUGAAGGUGGUGCCAUGCCAGGAUUCUCCUUCUUUCUAAGCAGCUUCUACAAGAGAGAAGAGCUCUUGUUCCGGCUAGGUAUCUUCAUUUCAGCAGCAUCAUUGGCUGGCGCAUUCGGCGGUCUGCUCGCCACUGGCCUCUCUCGCAUUCCGGAAUGGGGGUUCGACAGCGCACCGAUCCACACAUGGAGGAACAUAUUCUUCUUCGAGGGAUUCGUCACAAUGCUCUUCGGAGGUUUUGCACCUCUCUGGAUGCCUACGAAUCCCGCUACCGCUUACUUCCUCGACGAAAGACAACGAGCGAUUGCGGCAGAGCGUCUGCAGCGCCAGCAUAAGGCCGAUGUUGAUCAAAAAGUCACUCUUUCCGACGUGAAGCGAGCUGUGUUCUGCAUCCACAACUACACGUGCGCCUUCGGCUUUUUCCUGAUCAACAUCACCGUUCAGGGAAUUUCGGUCUUCAUGCCGACCAUUCUUGCCGACUUGGGCUGGACAGCGACGCGAGCGCAGUUGUACUCUGUACCGCCUUACGUUGUGGCUGCUAUCACCGCCAUCAUCAUCGCGUGGUUCAGUGAUCGAACACGUCAACGCGGUAUCUACCUUGCCGUGUUUUCAAUGAUUGCCGUUAUCGGUUUCGCCAUUUUGAGGUUUGCGACCGAGGCUAACAUCAGAUAUAUGGGCGUGGACCUACACGUUUAA